Molecule: messenger RNA, 1582 nt
Organism: Prunus dulcis (almond)
Lineage: Eukaryota; Viridiplantae; Streptophyta; Magnoliopsida; Rosales; Rosaceae
Product: nodulation protein H
Exons: 6
Coding region: 334-1371 (345 amino acids)
Source: RefSeq, a predicted model, not a curated record
ACGGAAAAUCUCUGCGAAAAUUCGAAAGGGAAAAAACACACACACACACACAAAAAGCAAGAGGGGAGAAAGCGUGCAACGGGGCUCAGAGAGGCAUCUAAAUCCUACUGUUCUUCUUCACGAGAAAAAGCUCAAAACCCAUCAAAUUUAUAUUAAACUAUCUCUACUUCUCUCUCUUGCUUUUCCAUUUUUUCAUUUGUUUUUGGGUUUUCGAAAUUAAUGGCUAUUAUGAGGCAUAAAGCUCGACAAUGCUAAAAGCACAAGGAAGAAGAGGAAGAGGAAGAGGAAUAUUUUGUUGAGUUGCCCAAUGCUUUCUUUUUGAGCUUCCAUACAAUGGCUGAUGAUCUCUGUUCUUUCAAGGAUAUAUUUCUUAUAAAGGCGCCCAAGAAAUCUCCGUUGGUGCUGAGGAUGAUUGUCUUGUUGUUUGCAAUGGUCUGUGGUGUCUAUAUUUGCUCAAUUUGUUUAAAGCAAGUCAGCAACCGCACCAACGUUGCCGGGUUUUUAAAUGUCCAGGUGAUUCAAAAGCCAUGCCCACGACCUGAUGUUGAGCCUGAGGAAGUUCCUUAUGUGCACUACCCAAAGCCCGUAACUUAUAGCCGGGCUGAAUGUGCAUGCAAUCCUGUGCGAUAUUUCGCAAUUUUGUCGAUGCAGAGGUCUGGAAGUGGGUGGUUUGAGACGCUAUUGAAUAAUCAUACUAACAUAAGUUCAAAUGGGGAGAUUUUCUCUGUUAAAGUGAGGAGAAGUAAUGCCUCAACAAUCGUUGAGACUUUGGACAGACUUUAUAAUCUAGAUUGGUUCAGUAGUGCCUCAAAGAAUGAGUGCACAGCUGCAGUUGGCUUAAAGUGGAUGCUUAAUCAGGGCUUGAUGCAGCACCAUGAAGAAAUAGUGGAUUACUUCAAAACUCGAGGUGUUGCUGCUAUCUUUCUCUUUCGAAGAAAUCUGUUGCGCAGGAUGAUCUCUGUGCUUGCAAAUUCUUAUGAUCGAGAUGCUAAGCCGCUGAACGGGACCCAUAAGUCUCAUGUGCAUUCUCCUCAUGAGGCAGAGAUACUUGCAAAAUACAAGCCUACAAUCAAUGCAACUUUACUGAUACCUAACCUGAAACAAGUAGAGGAUACAACUACAAAAGCGUUGGAGUAUUUCAAGAGCACCCGGCAUAUUAUCCUAUACUAUGAGGAUAUUGUUAAAAACCGAACUAAAUUGCUAGAUGUUCAAGAUUUUCUUAAGGUUCCACAAAGGGAUUUAAAGAGUCGUCAGGUGAAGAUACACAAAGGCACCUUGUCUAAUCAGAUUGAGAAUUGGGGUGAUGUUGAAAAGACACUUACAGGAACACAGUAUGAAAACUUCCUCCAUGCAGAUUAUCGACGAAGGUAAAAAAAGCACCGGGGCGAUGUACAUACCAUGCUUUGUUCUUUAACAUUUUUUUUUUCUUCUCUUUUCCUUAACCUCAGAAGCCAACAGGAGGUUACAGGUCACCUCCCUGUUGAAAUUUUGGCGGCAGCUUCUGAAUUUCAAUUAGCUUCCUUGUUAUUACUCAAAUUUUGUUUCUUGGCCACUCUCAAUUAAUAUUCAAUUGAUUCUUUCA